UACAAAUUGUACUAUAGUCCAUGCGUUAAAUUCUGAUGCUAGUGAUGAUAAUGAUCGGAGUAUAGUUCGUUAAAGGUGCAGAACAGCUCGGAUAAGAUUUGCUAUAUAUACCUGUAGAGCUACCUGCCAUAAUGGAUUCAGGAAAAGAAUUGUUUCCCGCUCCACCCGGCUUCGAUGAGUUAUCUGGUUUGGAUCUUAGUCAUCUAAGUGCAGAAGAACGAAUGGUGAUAUUACAAGUUGCAGCAAGAGCAAAGCAGAUUGAACAAGUUGAACAACAAAAGAUUAGGACUAUCGAAGAUCAACUUGCUCAUUACUCUCAAAACGCAAGAGAUAACGUUGCCAAGCCAUCUCCACCUACCCCGAAGAAGAAGAUUACGUCAACACUAAAAACGAAAGAAACAAAUGAAGCGCUCAAAAUUAAUGAUGUUCAAGUAAAGACUGAAAAAAUUUCCAAAGGUACAGUGAAAGAAUCUAUUAUCAGAAAAAACGAGAGUCACAAGAUAGAAGGAAUUACAGAGGCUACUACAGUCGUCCAAAAAAAGGGUGCGUCAGUCAACAAACCGACUAUUAGAUCUGCUAAUGAACCAUACGCACACAAAAAACAAAUUCUGUGCUAUCUGUGUUCAUCAGUGCUAAUUGCUUCUACUCAGCCUACCAGCGAUAAAACAAUUCGAAAAGACUUACAGCACGCGACAUCUCAAGAUGUACCGAAGACCAAACGUGGAGGCUCAACAGACGCGCGUCGUCUGUCAAAGGGCGGGAAAUCCGAUACAGAGGUAGAAAGCCUGCUACCGGUAGUCUGCUCAUCCUGUGGUCACACGGUGUGUGCCAAAUGCUCUGUAAAAUCUACACUCUUGGCAAAGAACGGUAUUUUGUGUGCGUUAUGCGCUAAGCAAAGAGAACUAGUUGCCAGAUCCAAUCUGUGGUUGAAGUCAGCGAGAAAGAGUCAGUUGUACAGAAGUCAAAGUGCGGACACAUCAUUGAAUCCUACAGCUAGUCCGUCGCCUAAGGAAAACACCAAGUGGGAUAAAUUACCUUGGCAUCGAAGAUCAUAUUCAGAUAGCGGAAGGAGGAAUUUUGGUGGACCAGAACAAGGAAGAAAAACGAUACUAGAAGAAACGCCAGAAGAAGGAAAAUCAAAAUCAAGUCCUGUUGCUGGAGCCCAAACUAGAAGAAGUUCUUGGGUUCUUUCAUCCAGAAGAAGUUCUGCAAAUGCAACUCUUAAUUUUCACCAUUCACCCGCCAGUUCAUUAAGUUCAAGCAGUUCAAGCAUUAGAUCGUCAAUAGGAGCUUCCCGUUCCAGCUCAGUUCGGAAAUCGGCACUUUCGCCUGAGCCUGUUUCAACAGAUUCUUCCGAUACUAGUGGGAAACAACGAUCUCCACAAAAAGAUAAUGUGCGAGUGUAUCCGAAAAAUAAAUCUCCAUCCCGUCCAAGUAUAUCAUCAGUUCUAGUGAAACAAUUAUCAGAAGACGAAGAAGUUAAAAAGAAAAUGAGGAACGCCGAACGAAAAAGUCCUUCGAAGAAAGCAAAUAACCAACUGAAUAACGAAAAGAAUAAAAUAAAAGAAAAUGAAUGGGAAAUGGAUCAAAACAAAGAACAAGAAUGGAAAUACGCAUCUGCAGUCAAAAGUGGUAAAGUUACUGCAAAUCGUGAACCAAACGAUCUCAAAAUGUUGAACGAUAAAACACAUUCUAAACCAGAUAAUGAUAGCAGCAAGCACAAUAGUUCUUCAACAGCUUUCCAUGCUAAGAAUCGAAACAAAGAAAGUGAGAAAAACACGAAAGAAUCGACGAUCAGACCAAGUCAAACGAAAGUAGUACCACAUUCACAAAUGUUGCCGCCUAAUAAACCAGUUCCUGCUCACCGAUCAGUGACCGAUAAAGAUUAUCAAAUAAAAGUUGAUAAUAUUGAUAAUAAAAAUAUUUUAAACAACAAAUUAAUAUCAGAUAAACAAACACCAUUACCUGAUAAAAGUGGACCUAUUGUUUAUGAUAUUAAAAAAGGAAAAACAAAGGGUGGAGCGACAGAAAUUGAAUCAGGAACAAAUCGCCAAGUUCCGGAGUAUAAACCUGGAACUACAAACGAGAAAACCGGAGCAGAUAAACGGAUAAACGAGCCAAAGGUCUACAACAAAAGCCAAAAUGUUACGCCCUCGAGCCAAGCAGUAAUUCAACACCCUGCAAAAUCUGCGACUAACCAGAGCAAAGAGACAACGCCAUGUGCUAAACCAAGGACUUCUGGUGCGAAUGCAUCGGAUAAAACUAAGCAGCCUGUUGAACAAAAGAAGCCUCAAACGGACAAGAUCACCUCGGCAACUUCGACACCAACUGCAGGAGCUAUUGCAAAAAGUUCAAAACCUCCACCACAAGUUCCUCCGAGACAAAGUUCUUUGUCCGAUUUAACGUCUAAGAAAACGACAAACAAGAAAAUAUUUGAUGACGACGAACCAAAAGUUUUGAAAGAAGAAGAAUUGGAUGGUUCGGAUUCGUUCUUUUUAGCUGUUGGUAACUCUGGACUGAAAGGUGUAAACAACGUACCUAGAUCAUCAGAUACUGUUUCAGAUCUUCAUGCGCCGCAUAAUUCACUUUUUCAUCGCCUUGAUUUCAACUCUGGGUAUAGUAGUUUUGAAUUGGACGAAAAUGACACUGAAGGCGAUUUUGAUCAUCUUUUAUCAAGACAUUGCAUCAGCGAUCAUAGGAAUGGUACAGGUUUAAAAGAAGAUCCGAUUUUAAACGAUGCAAUUCAUUCCGACGUGGCAAAACCAUCGCAUCAACACGGACAAAUUCGAGGUGGUAAAAAUAUCAAGCAAGAACAGAAACAUGAAAUCAAGAAAGAAAACGAACAAAGGGAAGAAAACAAUAUAGGAAAACAUAAACCUGGCAAUUUGGAUACGGAUAUGAAGAAUCAAACCAAACAGCAAGUUGUCAACAACCAAAAUAAUCAAUCUUCAAAGUUGCCGAAAACGGAAACGAAAAAUUAUGACACAAAAAAUGAAAAUAUAUCGGUGAAACCAAAAAUUAGAAGUAACACCAAGAACGCGGACAAACCACAAAGAUCGCAGAGAAACGAUGGUGGACCUAUGGACAAGCACAAAGCACUUUCUCAGAAAGAUAACAUCGCGGAAUCGACGAUACACAAGGAUGACAUAAAGAAGAUUCAUGGACCAGAAAAUCUCAGUAAAGCGCAUGAUGAUACAUCAUAUGGAGCAAAUUCUAGCAAAGAUGCGGACAUAUACGCCGCAAACCAGAAUCUAAUUCGCAAAUCCGCUUUGGGAAACAAAUUUCCACGUAUGCCUUUACCUUCUACUACCUGCAGUUCAGCAUUUACGAGAACAUCUAGUAGCAUUAGUUCUUCUCAACCAACGACUAGUCUUCGAGACUGGAAAAUUGAUGAGUCAAGACUAGAUGAUCUAGAUACAAAUUUGCAACAUUUUGAGGAAACUGUAGCCAACAUGACCUUACUGUCUGGCAACACAUCACCGUCUUCUAAAAUUGAUUCUGACGAUGAAGAAGAAAUGCUAAGAUCCGCUACAAUGUCCAUGCCCACGUUUCCAAAAGGUAUGUUAGGGGCAAAAGGAUUUUCUGAUCCAUAUUACGGUACGGAUAAUGACGACGAAAUAUCGUCUUAUAUGGGAGGCGAAACCUCGCGCCCAAAACCUAAAAAAUUAGCGAAUAUGUUUAUGAGACGCACUACAUCGACUGAUAGUUUUGAAGAGCUUCUGAAACAAUCUGGUAAUGCGCCUCGAGCUACCCAUCGUGGCUCUUUGCCUGGGAAAUCGGGCGGCAAUAAAUCGCGGGUUACUGCUAAUGAUAGAAGGAGAUCGUCAAAAAAUUCGUCUUUACCAUCGGGUUUGUACGAUCUUACUCAAGAAUCAGAUACUGAAUCUUCGCCUAAAAGAUCAUCAUCGUUUUCACCAAGUAAAAAUCCGAACACACUUCAUAUACGACAGCACGGAGACGAUUCAUGGGACAGACGUCAUUCUUUACCUGCGCCUGCUGACAUUCCUACAGUACGCACGACAUUUUCCGACCCUUCUGAUUUACGAUUACCACCGAAAACCGCGUCAAUGGGUAGCUCUGACUCGAGACCGUCUAUAUUAGUAUUAGGACCCAGUCUAGAAUCUCCAAAUGAAAAAGAAAAGUCAGAAUUUGCGAUACAUGGCGGUUGUCAUACGUAUGAUAGAGGUGCAAAUAACAUACAAAAGAAGACCAUGGUGUCUUCCUUGAGUGGUGAUUUUGAUAAAACAAAGCGAUCUAGUACCAUGUCUCUAGGAUCGCAAUGUUCGUCUUUAGGGGGAGUAGGCAUGAUUGCAGAUGGAUUUGCAAGAUGUUUUUCUUGUGGUACCUUGUCUACUCAAGCAAUAUCAGAGUCGACUUCCAUGAACGUACAGACUAAUGUUGUGCCCGGAAUCCGCGGUUCGUCUCCAACAAAAAUGACUCCACGCGAACGCAUUCGAUCUGUUGAUUCAUCGACACAAGUUUCACCCACGGAUGAAUUGUUUCCUUCCGAACGAUUUGCUCAAGAAGGAUUAUCACUAGCAGAUUUACGAAAAAUUAAAUCUCUUAUAGAAGCUUUGAAUGAUAAAAGCGACUUAGAUGAUCUACAUAUAUCAAGACAAAUAACAAAACCACUAUCACAUCUUAAAGAAAAAGUUAUAACAAAAAGUCCGACACGCCGGCCCGUUACUAUCUACAAAGACGCUUCCAUUAUGGCUUCAGGCCAAGAGAGUCAAAUUUAUCCUAGCGACCGUAUUAUGUACCCCAGGUUAUGGAGAUCGCAUUCUAACAUACCGACGCCUACGUAUACUUCCAAUCAAGGAUUUUUUGAAUCUGAUUCCCAAAUAAAUCGCGAAUCAUCAGCUUGUCAAACAGAAUCAAAUGGAUAUAACGUAUUACACCCGAAUUUUAUUGAAAAUCGAGCGCCUCCUAGCCUUCUCUCAGACGACGUAAGAGCGUAUUCUUCACACGGGGUUGCAUCACCCUAUGCUUCUCAUGGAUAUCAACAUGCUCCAUUAGGUGGCGGUUUUGGUCAGCCAUACCCAAGCCAGAGCUUGUCCGGAUAUCAUCAAGGUAAUUUUGUACCAGGAAAUUACGGGCUAGUACAAAGACCUGAUUAUCAGGAAAGAAGGAUGUAUUCAGACCAAGCAUCGUACACCCAUAUGCAGCAACAACAGCCGCCUUUUUAUCAUUCAACAGUGCCGGAAUAUAACAUACCAAGACAAAGAGAUAUCAGUUCGUACUCUGUCUCACAAUAUCAACAACCAGUAUCAAAUUUCUUCCAACCAGGACAGUCAACACACUCUAUCCAUAGUCAAUAUUCAGAUGUAAAUUUACGUGCUGGUGGAUAUUUCGACAGAGAAUCAUACUACGGCGAUACCGAGGAACGAUAUCCACAACCAGUCACUACACAACCAAAAGGCCGUUGGACACAACGUGAAGAAUACGACACACUCGGCGACAACGAUCAUACUAGCGAUCUUGGUGAAACGGUAAAUCGUUCAAGAGCAAAUAAAACAUAUCGAAGUAUGCGAUCACGCGAUCCAUCUCCCGCUCGCGAAAUUCCACCAUCUAAUGAUAUUCACGAUGAAAUUGACGAUGGAUCAUCAACCAUAAAACCUGAUCAUUCAGGAAUCAAUGGAUUACGGAAAUGCGCAUCUGUGCCUACUGUUUUCCGUGCGACGCAGGAUUCUGCCAUUUUGUCAAAAGACAUUCCUCCAUCACGGAAAAGUCGUCCUGCACCGCGAAAGAUUGCAGAAGAAGCUUCAGAUUUUUACGAAACUGAAGCCUCGGGCGCAGAAGACAUAGCAGAACCACAUUGCUCACGAGAACGAAGAAGACGCCAUCAAUAUAGUCGUGAGAAUAGUUAUCCGUCUGAUUAUGAAGAUGACGAUCACGAAUACUGCAAACAAGACGUGGAUAUUGCCUAUCCAGACUCCCCAUACGAUGAUCAUUAUCAAGCACCACGUAGAAGAUCAAGUCACCAUUACGGCGAUAGAUUUAUGGUUGAUUAUGAAAUGAGGCAAGCGCAAUCAAAUCGAUCUCAUCGACACCAACCUCCACAUUAUUCUGACCACCACUCCUCGAGACGAAAACCUCAUGCUCCACGUUCUUAUUCAAGGCAUUCGGAUAGAGAUAUACUUUCUCGUCGACAUUAUGGGGGUCAUAGUUCAAAGUCAUCACGUCCUGGUUUUUCUAGAUCAUAUUCUAUAAGUUCGCAAGAGUUUUCAAGAGGAAUGUCUCACUCAUCGUCAAGAAGAAGUCUUCCGCAACCGCCAGAAGAUGAUGAAUAUAGUUGGAGAUAUGAAAGCGUGAAAAGACAGAGCAAAAUUAAUCCUGAACGAACUAUGGCUAACAGACAACAACGAGCAGAUGAACACGUACAAAUGGAAGUAAGCAGACUUCAACAAACAAUGGAAGAUUUGGAUCAAGAAGAAAGAGAGUUAGAUCUUAGAUUAAAGUAUUUAGAAAUUGGACGUAGUCGCCGUCCGUCGAUGACGUCAUUAUCAUUGCACGAGGAUUUGCGUCACAAUGGAGGACAAAGCAUGGAUAAUAUGCGUGAUCACGUUAUGACCUCAUCAUCAUUUCGUCAUAACUCCAGGCAAAGAAACGAAUCUCCAGGCCGCGACUCCUCAUAUUCUCUUUACCGCAACACGGCAACCCCAUUAAAUACAGCAACAGACAAUGACUUAAGUUUAAUGAAUAGAAGUGCCCAACACAAACAACAUUUUUCUAAUACAUCCCACCCUAUGGCCUCAAAUGAAAACAAUCAAGACGUUCUCAAAGAAAUCCAACAUGUAACAAAAAGAAACUAUGAAAUCAUCGAUGACGUCACCCAAAUCGAAGCUAGGGGAUUUCAGCCUCUAACUAACACAACUUCGGACGAUGAUGAUGGCGUUGAAAAUAGCCAUCGUCGAAAGUCCGACAGACGGACAAAUAGUAAUGAAACAACCCGACAAAGUUUGAACCAGCAGCUUCCAAAUGCAAAUGGCGAACGAUACCGUCAACACAGAAGUAACAACGGCGGUAAUAGUGCUUCCCAAUUUUCGAACGGUAAUGUGCAGAGACACCACAAUGAAGGGAGAAAUGAAGGAUUAUCGAAUCACAGACUCAGUCGUGGGGAAAGUGAGGCCUCAAGUACCACCGACCCGCUUCCAGAAGACGACAAAAUCCCGCCUUUUUCGUUCAGUGGAAAAUAUUUUCCCGCCUUUUAUGCCCGACAAGGGCAAUAUACCCAUCCAGCCAGCAGCCGUUUCACAGAUUCACAUUCUCCUCUUGAUAUUAUAAAUUAUCACGGUGACAAGGAAAAUGUAAAUCCAUAUAAUAACAAUAAAAAGAACGGAAAAAAUAAUUAUAAAACUAUGACUGAUAAAGUUAACUACGAGAUUCAACAAAGAUUCACAGGGAAACAAGAAAAAUUUUACUUGAACAGCGAAGAUCAUCAAUCGGAAAAUGGUUCUGAGUAUGCUGAAUUGGUCACUAAAACCAACGAUGAUAAGCUACUUAGCAGCUUUAUCGAAAUUGGUCAGAGGGACAAAGAAUCAGAAUCGGAUCCUAUCUGGAUCCGGAGAAAUGAUGUAGUUUCUGAAGCAGCACCUGGGAAUAACCAAAAUGCUGUUGGUGUCGAUGAGUCAAUUCAAGAGCAGCGAAGAGAUGAUCGAGGAGAGGAUUUCCGAACUGUCGUGUCUGAUAGCGAGGCGUAUCAUUUGAGCAAAGAAACAACUGAUUGGUUUGAUAAACCUUCGGAACGCGAACGUGCAAGAAGGCGGGAUAAAGAUUUAUGAAGCAAUUCCGAAUGUAGAAACUAGCAAUAGAACUUUCUCCUAAAAAUGGUACAGGGUUACUGGCAUUGAGAACCUUUGUCGCAGUCCAAGCAUAACAUAAAUUGACAAUUGAUCAUAUAAUUCGAACUUGUUGAUACGUAUCUGUGAUUUAAUAUCCGAACGCGUAAAUUAAAACGUAAUAAGUAGGCUAAUUCUUGUUAAAUAUGGCUGGUAUGGAGUCAGAAACCCAGUUUGGUACGGUAUGCCGUUUGAAAAAAGACCAUAUAUAUACAAAAGAAGAUUUGGGAUGUCACAGUGGCUAUAACGAAACUCGAAUUCAAGUGCUUGAUAUAAACGUAUCUAUGAGGAACAUAUUCAUAUUUGACUACUGUUGUUUGACAUUUUAUUUUAUAAUACUUCACAUAUUCUCUACCUGUUGUAAAUUAAACAAAUAUCAUGGCACUGCCGCUCGGCAUUAUUUAUCAACUUCCAACUUAAACCUAUAUUUCUUGUAUAUUUGUCUUUAUACUGUAGAGCAUAAAUAUAUUAUUGUUGUAUAUUAUUGAUCACUGCAUUUAAAUCGUAUCAUUCAAUCUUAUACGCGAAAUACAUCUAUUGAUAUUUACGAAAUAUCAAAC
This is a messenger RNA of Styela clava, 8398 nucleotides long. RefSeq lists its product as uncharacterized. Gene Ontology annotation, molecular function: small GTPase binding. NCBI's taxonomy places the organism in Eukaryota, Metazoa, Chordata, Ascidiacea, Stolidobranchia, Styelidae. Gene Ontology annotation, biological process: intracellular protein transport. The record is from RefSeq and is a predicted model, not a curated record.